AUGAGGAGCGAGGGGAGGAGCGCGCUCGUCACCACGAAGAGAGACUGCUGGCCGGCCGACUGGAGCGUGAGCAGGAGAAAGUGCUCAGAGAGUCCAAAGAGCUGGCGGAGUUUACUCAGAUGCAUCCUCCUCCUUUGUCUGGCGGCCUGACGCCCAGUAUGAUGGCACCCAGCCUCAUGAACCCCAACCUUAUGGUGACAGGAGGGGCCGCCCUGACAGGGGCAGGGCGUUGGCCUCCAGACCACUCGACUCUGACCUCCCACCCGUGGAUGCCCCGGCCAGGAGCCCCCCCAGUCUGGCUCUCCAGCUCCCCAUACAGCCUCGGUCCCUCCUCACUCCACCAGACUCUCCCUCCAGGUUACCCACCCUCUCUGCCAGGCUCCUUACCUCCAUCGUACCAGUUUGCCAGGGACCCACAGUCUGGACAGCUAAUAGUCAUUCCUACUGAGCACCUGCAACACUACGGAGGCGAUGUACUGGAGCGUGGAGCCCCGGUGUGGUCGGGGGUGUACGGUACGGGCAGCUCGCUGCAGCACGCGGCCCAGCUCCAGCUCCUCUCCCAGCACCAGAUGCUGCGGCAACAGGAGCUGCUCAUGAUCCAGCAGCACACAGCUCAGGUCCUGGAGCUGCAGAGAAGCGCACAGUUUGUC
Paralichthys olivaceus (Japanese flounder) is the source of this 650-nucleotide messenger RNA. NCBI's taxonomy places the organism in Eukaryota, Metazoa, Chordata, Actinopteri, Pleuronectiformes, Paralichthyidae. The record is from RefSeq and is a predicted model, not a curated record.